Cyphellophora europaea CBS 101466 is the source of this 507-nucleotide messenger RNA. RefSeq lists its product as uncharacterized. Gene Ontology annotation, molecular function: transcription coregulator activity. Lineage: Eukaryota; Fungi; Ascomycota; Eurotiomycetes; Chaetothyriales; Cyphellophoraceae. The transcript has a single exon. Gene Ontology annotation, biological process: regulation of transcription by RNA polymerase II. Gene Ontology annotation, cellular component: mediator complex. Bases 1 to 507 code for a protein of 168 amino acids. The record is from RefSeq and is a predicted model, not a curated record.
AUGGCCGACUCGGACCAUUCCCCUUCUGCUACAGCUUCGGCGAACAAGUUCACUGCUGCGCAACGCAUCGCUGAGCUAAACGAGAUCGACCAAUCUGUAUCAGGACUCCUUGCCUCUGCGGCCGAAGCAAUUGGCGUCCUAGCCAACAAAAGAGACGAGAACACACCUUUUGCGACCUUUGAGGCACAACAGGAUAAAUUCGCCCGAGCGGCCGAUGCCUACUUCUCAGCCUUAUCGUUCAUUGAAGUGAGGCUGAAGAGACAAGUGUAUGCAUUAGAGGAAGCGGGUCUCAUCCAAGAAGGCCAGGAUAAGGAUGCCAAGCGAGCGAAGACGAACGAGGGGGGUUUUGAUCCUGCUAAUGGCGGAGGACCCCUCGACCCAAGCUGGUUGAACGCACGCGCUGAUGACAGUGUGGAAUUCAAAAUGGAAAGAGAGCUCCUCGACCAAGCGAAGUCUUUCCUCGAGACUAAGAGAAAUGAAAGGGACGCAGGGGACCAGCCCUCAUGA